AUGCGUAGGGCCAAGGGACCAGCCGUGGGGAUAGACCUAGGCACGACCUACUCCUGCGUGGGGGUCUGCCAGCACGGCAAGGUGGAGAUCAUCGCCAACGACCAAGGCAACCGGACCACGCCCAGCUACGUGGCUUUCACAGACACGGAGCGCCUGGUGGGGGACCCAGCCAAGAACCAGGCGGCCCUCAACCCCCAGAAUACCGUCUUCGAUGCCAAGCGGCUGAUCGGCCGGAUGGUUGAGGACCCCAUGGUUCAGCUGGACACGAGGCACUGGCCCUUUCAGGUGGUGAGCGAUACCGGGAAGCUCAAGGUGCAGGUGUCCUUCAAGGGGAAGGAGAAGGCCUUCUACCCUGAGGAGAUCUCCGCCAUAGUGCUCGCCAAGAUGAAGCAGACGGCUGAGGCCUACCUAGGCUGCCCCAUCACCCAGGCCGUCAUCACGGUGCCAGCCUAUUUCAACGACUCCCAGCGCCGGGCCACCAUAGAUGCUGGGACAAUCGCUGGCCUCCACGUCCUGAAGAUCCUCAAUGAGCCCACGGCAGCAGCCAUUGCCUACGGCCUGGAGGCCAGCCGCAAAGGGGAAGGGAAGCGCAACAUCCUCAUCUUCGACCUGGGCGGCGGCACCUUCGACGUGUCCAUCCUCGGGGUGGACGACGGCAUCUUCGAGGUCAAGGCCACGGCGGGGGACACCCACCUGGGCGGGGAGGAUUUCGACAACCGGCUGGUGGAUCACUUGGUGCGGGAGUUCAGGAGGAAACACAAGGAAGAUCUCAGCCAGGACAAGAAGGCCAUGCAGAGGCUAAGGGCGGCUUGCGAGAGGGCCAAGCGCACGCUCUCUUCCGGCACCGCUGCCGCCAUCUCCAUUGACUCCCUGUACAAAGGGGUGGAUUUCCACACCACCGUCACCCGGGCUCGCUUCGAGGACCUGUGCUCCGACCUCUUCCAGGCCACCUUAAAGCCCUUAGGGAAGGCGCUGCGGGACGCCAACAUGAACAAGGAUCAGAUCCAUGACAUCGUGCUGGUGGGAGGCUCAACCCGCAUCCCCAAAGUCCAGACGCUGCUGCAGGAGUUCUUCAGUGGGCGGGAACUGAGCAAGAAGAUCAACCCAGACGAGGCCGUGGCCUACGGGGCGGCUGUGCAGGCGGCCAUCUUGACAGGCAACAGGUCCCAGGGUCUGCAAAACGUGCUCCUCCUGGACGUGACCCCGCUGUCUCUGGGGAUUGACACGGUAGGAGGGGUGAUGGCCACCGUGGUCAAACGCAAUUCUCCGGUCCCGACCCAGGAAACCAUGGAAUUCACCACGGCGGAAGACGACCAAGAGACGGUUGUGUUCGAGGUCUACGAAGGGGAGAGAUCCAUGAGCAAAAACAACCACCUGCUGGGCACCUUCAUCCUAAGCGGCCUUCCCCCGGCGCUGCGCGGCGAGCCCGUCAUCCAGGUCAGCUUCUCCAUCGACACCAACAACAUCCUGACCGUGUCGGCGCGGGACACGGAUACUGGCAACACAAGCCAGCUCACCAUCACCGACACCAGGGGCCGGCUGGACAGAGAGGAGGUGGAGCAGAUGGUGCGGGAGGCCGAGGAGCACAGGGCACAAGACGAGGCACAGCAGGAGAAGAUCGCAGCCAUGAACUCUUUGGAGUCGUGUGCUCUCCACCUGAAGAGGGCUGCGGAGGGAGGCCAGGCCCUUGAUGUUCGGGCCAAGAAGAGGGUGUUGGAGCUGUGUGAGGAGGCCAGCUCCUGGCUGGAGGGCAACCAGCUGGCGGAGAAGGAGGCGUACGAGGAGCGGCAGAGAGAGCUGGAGGAGGCGUGGGACUCGGUCUUCUCCGACCUCAGCCAGGGUCUGGGGGUGGAAGGGGAGGCCAGGGGCGAAGAAGAUGGGGAGAAGGCUGCUGUUGCCCAGCAUGGUGAGGAAGUGGGUUGA
Trachemys scripta elegans is the source of this 1923-nucleotide messenger RNA. RefSeq names its product heat shock 70 kDa protein 1A-like. The transcript has a single exon. Gene Ontology annotation, cellular component: nucleus; cytoplasm; plasma membrane. Gene Ontology annotation, biological process: protein refolding; cellular response to unfolded protein; vesicle-mediated transport. Bases 1 to 1923 code for a protein of 640 amino acids. Gene Ontology annotation, molecular function: ATP binding; ATP hydrolysis activity; heat shock protein binding. The record is from RefSeq and is a predicted model, not a curated record. NCBI's taxonomy places the organism in Eukaryota, Metazoa, Chordata, Testudines, Emydidae.